AUGGGCUCAAAAGUAUCCGGUGCAAAGACAAAGGAAGCUGUUGAGAAACCUGUAAACACUAAGGAGAUUAAAGAGAGUGUUCAACCAACGGUUGAUGAAGAGGAUCAUAGUGGCGCUGAGGACGAACAGGAGAAUACCGAGGACGAUGCGGAGCAGAAUGAUGGUGAAGAGGGUAAUGAUGAUGAUGAUGGAGGAUCAGAGGAACAAGAUGAUACAGCUCAAGAUGAUGAAGAGGGAGAUGAUGAUGAGAACGAGGAGAAUGAUGAGAACGAAGAGGAUGACGAGGAGUUUGAUGACGAGGCUGAUGGCGAUGAGGAUGAUGCUGCUGAGGAUGAGGAUGGAGAUGAAGAGGAUGAUGACGAAGAGAAUGGUCCACCAGCCAAGAAACAAAAGAAUGACAUUCGGGACAAAGAAGUCUUCCAUGAUUUUCUGUCGUGUCAUUACAACUCUUUUGCAGUUCUAAGUGCUUUUUUAAGUGUAAGAGGCAUCAGUUGA
This is a messenger RNA of Plasmopara halstedii, 495 nucleotides long. RefSeq lists its product as uncharacterized. The record is from RefSeq and is a predicted model, not a curated record. Lineage: Eukaryota; Oomycota; Peronosporomycetes; Peronosporales; Peronosporaceae. The transcript has 6 exons. Bases 1 to 495 code for a protein of 164 amino acids.